CGCGCGGAACCUCUUCUACUGUUCGGGGCAGCACUGUACUAGCAGAGGAUUGUGACCCAAACCGUCCCCACUUCAGCGAGUCAGCGUAACUGUGAACCGACUGGUCAGACUCAGACGGAUCCGCCGACGCGCCCGCACGCGGACACCACAAGGCAAUCGCCGGCGGCGGCGUGCGAAGUUGCGAUGGAGAGCCCCACGUCGGCGGCGUCGCGUCCGGACUUCUACGACUUCCUCGACCGCAUGCGCCGCCCAGCCGCCGCCGAUCUCUUUCGUUCGAUCAAGAGCUUCCUCGUGUCCUUCUCCUUCCACGAACCCAACACUGAGGAGGACGGCAGCAAGGUACAGGCCUUCUUCACUGAGAUGGAGGGCGCCAUCAGGGACCACCCGCUCUGGGCCAACGCCACCAACCAGGAAAUCGACCACGCGAUCGAGGGCCUUGAGAAGUACAUCAUGACAAAAAUGUUCGAUCGCACUUUCGGGGCCUCAUCAGAGGAUGCCAUUACCGACAUGGAGAUCUCAGAGAAGAUUAGUCUACUGCAGCAGUUUGUUAAGCCUCAUCACUUGGAUAUACCUAAGGUUCUGCAUAAUGAGGCCUCGUGGCUGCUUGCAGUGAAAGAGUUGCAAAAGAUAAAUUCGUUCAAAGCACCACGUGAGAAACUUCUAUGCAUCAUGAGCUGCUGUCAAGUCAUCAAUAAUUUGCUUCUGAACAUAUCGAUGUCAAAUGAUCGAACACUGUCUGGGGCUGAUGAGUUCCUUCCUAUUCUUAUCUAUAUUACUAUCAAGGCCAAUCCUCCUCAGCUGCACUCAAAUCUAAAGUUUGUUCAGCUCUUUAGAAGGGAAACGAAGCUAGUUUCAGAAGUCGAAUAUUAUCUGACAAACCUCAUUUCAGCAAAGAUGUUUAUAAUAGAUGUUAAUGCUCGCUCACUAUCAAUGGAAGAAAGUGAGUUUCAGAAGCAUAUGGAAUCGGCAAGACUAGCUACUAAAAUAUCUGUGGCUAGCCCUAGUAGCUCACAGGGGCUUCCUACAUAUACAAGGGCACAUAAGGAGGAAACUGAUCUAGCAGGCUGCAGAUUCCCAUUCAUGGACUCAGAAACUGAAAGUUUGAGUCCAGGGGAAGUCAAACAAUUGCAUGACCUGUACAGGCAAGUUGUCACCAGAUAUACACUGCUAUCUAAAGCUUUAAGAAAGUUAUCCAUAGAUGAGGAUCAGCUCCUUAGUUCAGUAGAUGAUUCAUGAAGUGAUGUGAAGAUGUAAAGAUGGUAGCAUCAAUCAUAAACAGCCUCCAUAUCCAAAUUACUCAUGCACGUGUACAGUGGAGUAAAUUUGUGUGCAACCUCGUUUCCAUUGGUUGCAAUCUCGUAGGAAAAGGAAUGAGGUCUUGCAGUCAAUGCAUGUAAGAAAGGCUCCAGCAAGUCCAAUGCAACAGGUAUGAUCAUCUUGGGCAUGUCUGUCUGUCUUUUCAAACACUUGAGGGCAGUCCUUUUUGCAAUCACUUUGCAGUUCUGAUGCUUUCUGGUAUGCUUAUUUGUUAGGGCGGCCUGCACUACAUGUGAGUUGAGCAUAUUACGCAUGGCUACUGCUGCUUGCUGCUGUUUUUGCUGAUCUUGUUUCUCACCCUGCAGAUUGUCUUAUUUCACUACUGUUGUAACAUGCGUUGGACUUGGGCAUAGUUAGGCCGUGACUUGUACGUCAGUUGACGAUCCUUAUUAUUCUCCUGGUCCUUCCAACAUUGGUCCUAUUGAAACUGGAAAUUGACCAUUACACAACAUAUUAUCUGAGUUAUCAACUUCUAAAUGGUGUACAAUCUGCCACCGGACGUGUUACAAUUUUGGCAUUGACGGCUUCCUGCAAUGAAGAAUGUGAAUUCUAACCUAAAUGAAGGGCAGAAGACCAUUUCUGGGGAACUUGGCUUUGAAGAUGGAGUAACAAGCUGGGAUAAUUCUGAAACUCAUCAUGCUGUACAACUAUGCUUGUUGAUUCCCGACGUUCUUUAGUUUGUGUUGAGCCUUGAGGUUUGAGAGUCGUUAGUGUUGGAAAGGGUGCAAGCACGUACAAUUUGCAUGUUGCGGAUGCAUACUGGGGAAGCUAACCUAGGAAAUACCUUGCUGGGGUCGGGCCCUGAUCAAACUCAGUUAGACGUUAUGCUAAGGGAAAUGAAUAAUUCGUGUGAAAUGGUGUCAAAAUUGAAGGUUGGAGGAUGAUGAGAGCAGUUCCAUGUAAUUCCCGUUUGGUUAAAACAGUUGAUGUAUUUUUGUACAAAACUCAAACCAUCGUGUUCUACU
Panicum virgatum (switchgrass) is the source of this 2282-nucleotide messenger RNA. RefSeq names its product vacuolar protein sorting-associated protein 9A-like. The record is from RefSeq and is a predicted model, not a curated record. Gene Ontology annotation, molecular function: guanyl-nucleotide exchange factor activity; small GTPase binding. Gene Ontology annotation, cellular component: endocytic vesicle; cytosol. NCBI's taxonomy places the organism in Eukaryota, Viridiplantae, Streptophyta, Magnoliopsida, Poales, Poaceae. Bases 184 to 1236 code for a protein of 350 amino acids. The transcript has 6 exons. Gene Ontology annotation, biological process: vesicle-mediated transport.